Drosophila novamexicana is the source of this 2378-nucleotide messenger RNA. Its product is annotated as probable E3 ubiquitin-protein ligase bre1. Gene Ontology annotation, biological process: regulation of cilium assembly. Lineage: Eukaryota; Metazoa; Arthropoda; Insecta; Diptera; Drosophilidae. Gene Ontology annotation, cellular component: centrosome. The record is from RefSeq and is a predicted model, not a curated record. Bases 142 to 2118 code for a protein of 658 amino acids. The transcript has a single exon.
AAUUUCGAAUUGUUCCAUGUCGAACUAAUUAUUACUUUUGGUAAACGAAUGUGAAACUUUCCUUUUAAAAUUAUCUGUUGGUAAAAAAAACAGGACAAAAAUUACGGAAGUGCAUUAGAACUAUACGCAAAAUUUUUGUAAAUGUUAAUUCCGGCCGCCUACAAAUCGAAUACCGAACCCACGUCGAGAGAAGUGUCCCCAGACGGCCAAGAGCGGGCCGUGUCAAUGGGGAAGCAAUCGGAGGGGGAUAACACGAGCGGAAACAGUGUCAAGACUUUGGCGCAGAACAGCUAUAUAAGCAUUCACCAGCGGUCAUCCUUGCCGCUGGCCGUUAUCUCCAAAGGUCCACCUUCAAGCGACGUCAACAACAACAGCAUCAGCAACAACUGUACCGAAGAGGAUGACGAGCUGACGCUCAGCGACGGCGAACAGUUCGGCUCCGUUGACGACGACGAGGAGGAGCAGCAGGCGUGCACGCCGAAAAGGCGGAUCACCUCGCAGGGCGAUGAGAUGGGUGCCAAGCUGAAGCAUGAGCUCUCCAAGUACAAGCAGGAGCUCAAGGAGUACAACGAGACCACCAAGGAUCUGGAGAAAAAGUACAUGAAGAUCAACUAUGAGCUGAGCGAAAUGCAACAGAAGCACGAUCAUUUUGUCGGCCGGCGCAGCCAGAGUCCCGAUUCGGAGCUGGCCAGCGAAGCGGAUGCGGAUGCCGAUGGAAACGUACUCGACAGCUAUUGCCCCUCGGACAGCAGCAUCGGAUCGGAGCUGACGGUCAAGCACAAGAGCACCAAGGUAUUUCGCAGCAAUACGAGCUUCAUGACGGUGCUGGCUGCACCCAGUUCCUGCGAGGAGCUGACGACGCGGCAGAAGCGCCAGGAGCUGAGGCAGCCCAAGAUCAGGCAUAAUCUGACCGCCCAGGUGGAGGUUGGUGGAUAUGGCCAGCAUAUCGUGUCCAGUCGGCAUACACGACGUGCCCUGCGGGCACCCUCCGACCAUCUGGAGGAGCAGGAGAAUGAGCCGAACUCGUUCAAGCAAAUGUACCAUGUGCUCAAGGAUGUGAUGAACACGCAACAGCAGCAACAGCAGCAGCAGCAGCAGCUGCAGCAGCUGCAGCAGGAUCACAAGCCAAAGUACAGCUACGAGCGCGACAGCGGCGAGUUCAAUCAGCUGUACACGACCAUCAAGGAUCUGAAGACCGAGCAGGUGCAGUUCCGUAACAUCAUACGCCAUCAGCAGGAUCGCAUCACCGACUAUCACACGCGCUGCGUGAAGGCGCAGGAGAUCAUGAAGACGCAAAAGCAUGAGAUCGACAAGCUGCAGGUGAACAACAAGCAGCUGGAGUCGAGCAUCUAUCACGACAUCGAUACUUUGCGGUCCAAGAUCGACAGCAAGCUGAAGAGCGUCGCCCAGCUGCCGCAUCUGAUGCGCGAGGAGCACACCAAAUAUGAGAAGGUGCUGCGCGAGAACUGUCUCAUGGCCGAGAAGCUGCACGCCCUCCAGAAGGAGGCCGCACAGCUGAAGUGCAAGAUCGAUGAGCUGGGCAAACGCAAACUGAUCACGGUCAAUCGCCUCAAGGCAGCGGAACGGGAUCUAAAGAUUUUUAAAAACUAUAAUGCGGCGCUCAAAACGGAAAAGCGCCGCCUCGCCGAGGAGUUAUCCACCUCGAAAUUGCAGCUGGACUCGCUGCAGGCAGUCGGCAAGCGGCAGCUGUCGCGGCAUCGCGAGCAAACAGAGAAACAGCGCCGGGAGCUGCAGAAGCGCAUCUUUGAUCUGGAGCUGAAGCUAAGCCGCAGCCAAAACUCCACAUCGAGCCUCAUCCAAGAGCGCGACAGCCUUAUUGCCGAGCUGCAGACCCAGCUGCACACGCUGGUCCACAACUUCGAGGUCUCCCAGAAGCACAUACGCGUGCUGCGCCGCCACAUUUACACCAUGACAUCGGGAAACUCUGCCGGCAGCGCACUCGGCUCAGGCUGUGCACCGGGCAGCAGCAGCUCCAGCCCCCAGCGCUCCUGUCCCAGCAGCGAGCAGAACGUAAUGCGGGCCAGCCAACAGAGCCAGCCGUCCAGCCCUUGCGUGACACGGCUGAGUACUCCACGCACGCUUAAGAGCAGAGCCUAAGGAUCAGUCACCGUCAGGCACCGUCUCUAUAAAGCGGUUCAAGCAACUUGAGGAUAUGGCCAGGGUCAGCUAAACGUGAUCUGUAUAGUUCACUGAUUUCUGGGCCAUAUCAUCAAGUUGCUUGCACGCUACAUUUGCAGACUGUCGCGGCAAUUGUUAGUCCAUCCCAUUGAUUUUCAUCUGUGUUGUUUCUAUUGAUUUUAAUCAAAUUUUCGUUUAUAAAUUGUGUUGCAAAUUAAUCAUGAUUUUAUUUUUACAAA